Molecule: messenger RNA, 4832 nt
Organism: Falco peregrinus (peregrine falcon)
Lineage: Eukaryota; Metazoa; Chordata; Aves; Falconiformes; Falconidae
Gene: PLEKHM1
Product: pleckstrin homology and RUN domain containing M1
Exons: 12
Coding region: 923-4084 (1053 amino acids)
Source: RefSeq, a predicted model, not a curated record
CCCCACCACCCGGGUGCCCCCCGCAGCCCCGAGCCCCCCGGGGAGCCCGGCACCGCAGCCCACCCCUGCCAGGCCCCACGCGUGGGCAGCCAGAGCCUCGGCCCUGCACUGAGCCCCCCCGCAGCGCCCACACACGGGGGGUCAGGUGCGGCCUUUGGGGGGUCCCUGGGGGGGGCUGAUGGCCUCUGGGCCUCGAUCCGCCCCCUCCAGCGCUGACACCCCAAACUCUCGGCCCGGUUCCUCCCUGCAGGCCUCACACCCCGGGGGGGCUGCACCUCUGCGGAGACCCCAGCACCCCUGGGGGUCUUGAUAGCUUUCUCCCUUACAUUCUCUAUCAAAACCAUUUUCCUCACUUAAAAUGAGCCGUUGCAAACAAAUUCCGGGUUUUGCUGAAAAACGUAGAGUUUAAAAAGCCGCUUUGUUGUUACCCUGCUUCCAGGCCCCCCCGGUUCCCCCCGCCAAGGGAUGCGAGCUGCCCGCCCUCUCCGAUGGCCACCGACUCGAGCAGGGGACUCCAACGCUGGGAACCUGAAAGAGGCACAAAAAUUGGGCGUAUAAACACGGCAACGUCCUGCCACGCCGCGGGGGGGGUUUCACAACCCGCGUGGCCCUUGUGUGGUGGCUCUGUCGGCUGCGAUGUCGGGGAAUGUCAACCCCAGUGUUACCCACAGCUCCGGCGGGUUGUAGCCCAACGGGCUAAAAGAAAUUCUGGUUUUUGAGCGCUGGACGAACACAAGCUUCCCAUCGAGGGCAGCGCUGGGGGCUCCCUGGCUGCUUUUUUCAUCCCUCGGCAGCUCCUGGACGUCCCGCUCGGUGCUGUAGGGGUAGAAGUUGGAGGGGUUCAGCAGCAGCGACUCUUCGGCGUCCACCGUCAGGUGACAUGUGAAGGCAGCGCCCGGCACGGGGAGCGGCAGCAGCUGAGAUGCAUUCGAGCCACACCGAUGACCCCAAGGAAGCCAUACAGCUGAUCAAGAAGCAACUGGUGAAUGCCAUCAAGGCGUUGCAGAAGCAGUACGUGACCUCGGAUUCCAUCGUGACCAGCGACGAUGGGAACGCGAACACGCUCUGCAGCGCCCUGGAAGCUGUCUUUGUGCACGGGCUGAAGGCGAAGCAUAUAAAAGCAGAGAGUGGGGGGAAAGGGAAGAAAACUGGGGGUCGGGGACCACUUCCCCAGCCAGUCUUCUGGGGUCUGCUGAAGAGCAUCACCCACCGAAAUAUUGUCUCGGAGCUGGAACAACUCAUUUUUAUCAACACGGAUGUCGGGCGCUGCCGAGCCUGGCUGCGGCUGGCUUUGAACGAUGGCCUCAUGGAGUGUUACUUGAAGCUGCUCCUGCGGGAGAAAUCCCGGCUGCCCGAAUACUACCAAGCGACCGCUCUGCUCUUAGAUGCUGAAGAGUGCGAGUUUCUCCUUUGCUACUUGCAGGGCUUAACAUCCUUAACCUUCGAACUCUCCUAUAAAUCAGCGGUUUUGAACGAGUGGACUGUCACCCCUCUGUCCCUGUCAGGUCUUUGUCCUGUUUCGGAGCUGCUGGAGCCCCUCGCAUCCUCGGCAUCCGAACCCCGCAGAAAAGCAUCGCUGGGUUCGAUCUCCCAAUCAUCAGGGUCGGACGAGAUCGAGAUUCAACCCUCUGUCCUACCCAUCAGCAAAGCCAGCAGCAAAACUAAGCUCACGUCGUCCUCGCUGAGCCUUAACACCACCGGUUCGUCCCAGCUCUCCUCCAGCCUGGGCUCCGACAGCAUCCUCCCAGCCCACUGCGCCCGCAGUCCCGAACGGAGCGAGGAGCCGCUCUCCUGCGACUCUGACCUGGGGACGGCCACCGCCGAGGACCUGGACAGGUCUCUGCAAGAGGUGUUGUCUGAGUUCAACAAAGCCAAGCCGAGCCUGGAAGCCCCGGAGGGACGGCUGGUCCCCAGCGUGCUGGGCUGCUCCCCACGGCCACCUGCCUGCCCCCCACCCGCAUCGCCCACCCCCCUGGCUCGAUCCCAUGGGGCUCGCCAGCAGCUGCCUCCCAAUGCCGACAGUCCAGACUCUGCUGGGACAGGUGACGCGGUGACCGCCGCCGGCGGGGAUGGAGAUGCAGCACCGCAGGCCAGCAGCACGGCCGGUGCCUUGGCCACGCGGCGUGGUGGUCCGAGCAGGGGAGAGACAGGCAGAAGCGGCACAGUUGACAGCAGCGAGGCAAGCCAGGCAGUCCGCAGCCCGACAGCCGAAUGCCUCCUGUCUCCGCUGCUGGGCUGUCCGAAAAGAAAGAGCUGGAUCUCGGAAGAUGAUUUCUACAGACCUUCUCUGGGAGAGGGCAGCGAAAGCACGGCCAGCACCAACGGCUUUGGGCCAGAGGGGGCUGCCGAGGGGCUGGCCCCGGGGCUCAUCAGCGCUCUUGACUUGGAAAGGCUGUCGGUGCCGUCCUCGGAGAGUGGGAAGCCCAAAAUGUCACCUGAACGGGAGCAAAAGGGCUUCAGCGUUGUGCAUCGCAGGCAGAUGGGUCUUUCCAACCCUUUCCGAGGGCUCCUGAAGCUGGGCAGCCUGGAGCGGAGAGGAGCCAUGGGGAUAUGGAAGGAGUUUUCCUGCGAGCUGUCGCCGCUGGAGCUCCAGCUUUUCCUGGACCACGAGGACCGCAUCUGUGUCGAGAGCUAUUCCCUGCUGCGGUGUGAGUCACUGGCACUGACGCACUCGGACGGCCGUUUUGAGCUGGUUUUUCUGGGGAAAAAGCUCUACCUACGAGCUCCUUCUCGAGACGAGGCCGAGGACUGGUUGGACAGGAUCCGCGAGGCGCUGCAGAAGUGCCGGCCGCAGCUGGAGGAGGAGGAGUGGGAGACGCUGGAGUAUCCAGAAGAUGGUGGGGAAGGCCAGCCCAUCCAGAGCAACUCCACUGCUUUUCUCCAGUACAGUGACGUGCCUGGGAACAGCUUUGACUGGGCUCCAGCUCAUGAACCGGAGCUGGAUGCAAUAAAAGAGGCUGUUCUGUACGUGGAGGUAGACAAAACCUGGCUCCCUUUCAUUUUUUCCCUGUCUCUAGAAACUUUAAAGUGCUUUAAAGUCAGGAACAACGACAAGAUUUUAAGCAACAGUUACGGUAUAGAGACCAUCCAGGACAUCCUUCCAGACACCAGCCUUGGGGGACCUGCCUUCUUCAAGGUGAUCACCUCCAAAGCUGUCCUGAAGCUGCAGGCUGAGAACGCCGAAGAAGCGGCCUCGUGGAGGGAGCUGGUCCGAGGGGUGCUCAUGUCCUACCUGGAGAGCGCGGAAGAGGCACUGACGCUGGGUGGCAGCUUGGACGGGCACUCCCAGGUCGUCCUGAAGAACAUCGUGAAGGAAAACGGCUUCUUGUUGCAAUACCUGGUGGCCAUCCCCACGGAGAAGGGCCUGGACUCGCAGAGCUUCAUCUGUGCAGGCUGCUCCAGGCAGAUCGGCUUCUCCUUCGGAAAGCCCAAGCUCUGCGCCUUCUCUGGUCUGUACUACUGCGACAGCUGCCACCGGGAUGACGAGACGGUGAUUCCCUCGCGCCUCAUCCACAACUGGGAUCUGACAAAACGAGGGGUUUGCCAGCAGGCUUUGAAGUUCCUCACCCAGAUCCGUAACCAGCCUCUGAUCGACCUGAAGCUGGUCAACGAGAGCCUCUAUGACCACGUGGAGAGGAUGAGUCGGAUCCGCCAGAGCAGAGAACAGCUGAAGCUGCUGGGAGAUUAUCUCAUCAUGUGCCGCAGCGGGGCCCUGAAGGAGCUGAGCAAGCGGCUUGAUCACAGACACUACCUCUUGGAGUGUCCCCACAAAUACAGCGUCGCUGACCUGAGGCAGAUAGCUGACGGCGUCUUUGAGACCUUCCUGCAGUCUCUGCUCCAGUUUGCUUCCCAUCACGUCUACAACUGUGACCUGUGCACCCAGCGUGGCUUCAUCUGCCAGAUCUGCAACAGCAGCGACAUCAUUUUUCCCUUUGAAUUUGACACUACCACCAGGUGCAGCAAAUGCAAAACCGUCUUCCACCGGGACUGCCAAGCCAGGGCCAAGUCGUGCCCCCGCUGCGAGCGCCGGCAGCGGUACCAGCAAAAGCUGGAGGCGGAGGCGAGUGUGGAGCCCAGCCUUUAGCAUCCAGGGACUGACCUCGACGCUGCCCUGGGCUUCCCAUCCCGCCGGACUAGCACCGAGGGGAGGGGGCCGCCGGGAGGUGCAGAGGAGAGACCCCCCUGCCCGGGAGCUGAUCCUGCGCCUGGCCCUUCCCCAGGGACAGGGAGCUGGCGGUGCUGGGCGAUGCGGCGUGGGUGCUCCUGCCCCACAGAGGGACCCUCUGCCCACCCAGGGAUGAGCAAGGGGGGCUGGAAAGGUCUCCCCCCACACACCCCCUACUAACCUGGUGCUGCUCGGGGGUGCUCCCAGUCACCUCCUGGUGCCAACCUGGUGCAUCCCCUCGCAGUGGGAACCCAGCGGCUUCCCAGGGUGUAAAUCAGGAUUUCCAAUCAAGGGUGUGGAUAACUGACACUGAUUAAAGCUCUAGUUUUUUAGGAUGUUCGAUACUGAAAAAAUGGUAUUUUUUUACAAGGGGAUUUUGCACAAGCUGGCCUGCUCCGGGGAGGUGACGGCGGCUGCACAGGGAGGGGGCAAAGUGACACUUGUGCCUUUAGGGACCUGUGUGCCCUGGGGGACCGUGGUGCACUGGGGUGGCUGAGCAUCUCCCGCUCAGAGAGCCCACCCAUCACCGUGGCCUCUGGGAAGAGAGGGGAGAGAAGAGCCGAGCUGCUCCUCCCCACCUGCUGCUCUUAAUCCUCGGAAGAAAUUUUAUUUUCCUUUCACCCUUCCCCAUGCAAAACUAAUAAAAGUUUAUUUAACAAUGAGCAAA